Molecule: messenger RNA, 567 nt
Organism: Nicotiana tabacum (common tobacco)
Lineage: Eukaryota; Viridiplantae; Streptophyta; Magnoliopsida; Solanales; Solanaceae
Source: RefSeq, a predicted model, not a curated record
AUGGAUGAAGUAUCUUCAUUUUGUGCAAAACAUGAUAUUUUGGUACCCAAGAUGGAAGAAUUCUAUAUUCCUGGAAAGUCGAAGCGUAGGCCUUCUAGUGUUACUUAUUCACAUCACUUACGUGUUGAGCUUUUUUAUGCAGUGAUUGAUUUACAACUUCGUUUUGAUGUUGUGAGUAGUAACUUGCUUCUUGGUAUGGCUAGCUUGAAUCCGGCUAACUCAUUUGCUAAUUUUGAUAAGGAAAGAAUAAUGAUAUUGGCCAAGCAUUAUCCCGAUGAAUUUGGUGAAUUGAAGCUUCGAGAUCUUAGUCGCCAACUUGACACUUUCAUAUGGCACAUGCAACAUGGUGACCCUAGGUUCUCUGAUUUGAAAGGAAUUGGUGAUUUGGCAAAAGCAUUGGUUGAGGCAAAUCUUGUAGAGACUUAUUCACUUAUUUAUUUGCUUGUAAAAUUGACUUUAAUUUUACCUGUCGUAACUACAACGGUAGAAAGAGCAUUCUCAUCCAUGAAGUACGUCAAAGAUGAAUUGCGUAGUAGUAUUAGUGAUGCAUUUUUAAAUGAUUGUUAG